Molecule: messenger RNA, 2118 nt
Organism: Fragaria vesca subsp. vesca
Lineage: Eukaryota; Viridiplantae; Streptophyta; Magnoliopsida; Rosales; Rosaceae
Product: putative cyclic nucleotide-gated ion channel 18-like
Exons: 6
Coding region: 1-2118 (705 amino acids)
Biological process (GO): transmembrane transport; monoatomic ion transport
Cellular component (GO): membrane
Molecular function (GO): monoatomic ion channel activity
Source: RefSeq, a predicted model, not a curated record
AUGAGUAGACAAAUCACCACGCCGGUUAAGUUCCGCCCUCUACAGAACACAAGCGGCGACGAAGCUACCGCGGCCGCCGUAGUAGAAGAGCACCCGCUCCACAUUCUAUGGCGCCACCAGAUUCUGGACCCGGACUCCAACAUUGUAUCCGUCUGGCACCACAUCUUCCUCGUAGUCUGCAUUGUCGCGCUCUUCAUCGACCCUCUCUACUUCUACCUCCCCUUCGUCGAAGGCGACGCCUGCCUCUCUACCGACAACCGCCUCUCCGUCGUCGUCACCUUCAUCCGCUCCUUCACCGACCUCUUCUACCUCUUCCACAUGCUCAUCAAGUUCCGCACCGCCUUCAUCGCCCCCAGCUCUAGGGUUUUCGGCCGCGGCGAUCUUGUCAUGGACCCCAGACAGAUCGCCGUCAGGUAUCUCAAGUCCGACUUCAUCGUUGAUCUCGCUGCCACUCUUCCUAUUCCGCAGAUUAUCAUCUGGCUGGUGAUCCCCGCAACCAAAAAUUCCAGCGCAGAUCAUGCCAACAGCACUCUGGCCCUUUUCGUGCUUAUCCAAUAUAUUCCUAGACUGUUUCUCAUCUUUCCUUUGAAUCAGAAAAUUGUGAAGACUACUGGUGUUGUGGCCAAGACUGCCUGGGCGGGAGCCGCAUACAAUUUGCUUCUUUUUUAUCUAGCCAGUCAUAUAGUUGGAGCUGUGUUUUAUAUUUCUGCCAUAGGGCGGCAAUUCCAGUGUUGGAAAACCGAGUGUAUAGCAGAGAACGAAGAGAAUGGUGUGCUUUGCCUCAACAGAUUCCUGGAUUGCAAGAGCUUGGAGCUACCAGAACGGGAAUAUUGGGCCAACGUUACCAAAGUAAUUAAAAACUGUAAUUGGGAUGACGAAGAGAUCGAUUUUAAGAUUGGAAUCUUUGGGGACGCUUUCAAGAGUAAAGCCGCAAUGUCAGGCUUUGUUAGGAAGUACUUGUAUUGUUUCUGGUGGGGUUUAAACAAACUAUGCUCAUACGGACAGACUUUGAAGACGAGCACAUAUCUCGGCGAGACAAUGUUUUCCAUUAUCUUGUGCCUUUCUGGUUUGAUUUUGUUCUCCCUGUUGAUUGGCAACAUGCAGACUUAUCUGCAAUCAAUGUCAAAAAAGGUUGAAGAAUCGAGGAUUAAGCAAAGAGAUACGGAUGAGUGGAUGAGGCAUCGCCAGUUACCUGAACCCUUGCAAGAACGUGUUCGUCGAUUUAUGCAAUACCAAUGGUUUGCCACACGAGGAGUUGAUGAAGAAUCCAUAUUGCACUCGUUACCUGUUGACCUCUGCCAUGAAAUCCAGCGGCAUCUAUGUCUUUCCCUUGUUCGCCGUGUCCCUUUUUUCUCACAAAUGGAUGACCAACUUCUUGAUGCCAUAUGUGAGCGUCUCGUCUCAUCCUUGACUAUUAAAGGCACAUACAUUGUUCAAGAAGGUGACCCAGUAAAUGAGAUGCUGUUUAUUAUUAGAGGGAAACUUGAGAGCUCCACAACCAAUGGAGGGAGGACUGGCUUCUUCAACUCCAUCACCCUAGGACCAGGUGACUUCUGCGGUGAGGAACUACUGACAUGGGCAUUGAUGCCAAGCUCUAGCCUUAACAUGCCUUCUUCGACUCGUACUGUGAGAGCCCUCACUGAAGUUGAAGCUUUUGCGCUUCGAGCUGAGGACCUUAAGUUUGUAGCAAGUCAGUUCAAACGUCUUCACAGCAAGAAACUACAGCAUGCCUUUAGGUACUAUUCUCACCAAUGGAGGACAUGGGGUGCUUGCUUCAUACAGGCUGCUUGGAGAAGGUUUAUAAAGAGGAAGAUGGCAAAGGACUUGGCUAUGCAGGAGAGCUUAUACUAUAUGCAUGCACCUGGCCAAGAGGAAGAGGGUUACUACUACGACGAAGAACAAGCAAAUCUUUUAAACCAGGAGGAUGGUGAGAGUUCAUCGACAGGGGAGAAGUUAACCAUCUUCCAGCAUCUUGGGGCCACAUUUCUGGCUUCCAAAUUUGCUGCAAAUACAAGAAGAGGGAUCAUGCAGAAAGCUCAGCUGGUUGAUCCUGAUUCAACUAGUUUGCAGAUGCCUCGGUUGUUUAAGCCAGAUGAGCCUGAUUUUUCUGUAGAUUGA